UUGCUCGUCUCCUCCGGUCCUCCCUCCCCUCCCCUCCCCGUGCCGUAGCUUCCACGCUCAGAGAAACAGAAAGGUGGAGAGGGUGAGGACGAAGGGGGGAGAACAGGGGAGGCGCCAAUGGAGAGCAGGAACGUGGUGGUCUGCGACAAUGGCACCGGGUAUGUAAAGUGUGGCUUUGCCGGUGAGAACUUCCCGACGUCCGUGUUUCCUUGUGUUGUUGGAAGACCACUGCUUCGUUAUGAGGAGUCGCUCCAGGAACAAGAACUGACGGAUAUUGUAGUUGGAGCAGCUUGUGCUGACUUGAGACAUCAACUUGAUGUAUCUUAUCCUGUCAGCAAUGGGAUUGUUCAAAAUUGGGAUGAUAUGGGCCAUAUUUGGGAUAAUGCCUUCUACAGUGAGCUGAAGGUUGAUCCAUCCGAGUGUAAAAUCCUACUGACAGAUCCACCACUCAAUCCUGUGAAAAACCGUGAAAAGAUGAUUGAGACAAUGUUCGAGAAAUAUAACUUUGCUGGGGUCUUCAUCCAGAUUCAAGCAGUUCUUUCACUGUAUGCUCAAGGCUUGCUAACAGGACUUGUGAUAGACUCUGGUGAUGGUGUUACUCAUGUGGUGCCUGUAGUUGAUGGAUACUCUUAUCCACAUCUAACAAAAAGAAUGAAUGUAGCUGGAAGGCAUAUAACAUCUUAUCUUGUCGACCUGCUCUCAAGAAGAGGGUAUGCUAUGAACAAAUCUGCUGACUUUGAGACAGUCAGAGAAAUAAAAGAGAAGCUAUGCUAUUUAAGCUACGACUACAAACGAGAAUACCAGCUCGGACUUGAGACCACAAUCCUUGUGAAAAGUUACACUCUUCCAGAUGGAAGAGUUAUUAAAGUGGGCACUGAACGAUUUCAAGCUCCUGAAGCACUUUUCACUCCCGAAUUAAUAGAUGUUGAAGGUGAUGGGAUGGCAGAUAUGGCAUUCCGUUGCAUUCAGGAAAUGGAUAUCGACAACCGGAUGACGCUUUAUCAACAUAUUGUCCUGAGUGGAGGAAGUACCAUGUACCCUGGUCUGCCAAGUCGGUUGGAGAAGGAAAUUCUUGAUCGCUAUCUUGAUGUAGUUUUGAAGGGAAACAAAGACGGCCUGAAGAAAUUACGACUGCGGAUAGAGGAUCCUCCAAGGAGAAAGCACAUGGUCUACCUGGGAGGUGCAGUACUUGCUGGAAUCAUGAAGGAUGCACCUGAGUUCUGGAUCACCAGGCAGGAGUACCAGGAAGAAGGUGUUGCCUGCCUAAGAAAGUGUGGACAGGCAUAAGCCGCACCCCUCAAGAGCUAAUCAUCCAUUCCUGAACAGAAGGAACGGGUGGGAUCUCUCCACACUGACUGAAAGAAGGGCCAGAGCUUACCAUGCCGGCCACAGAUCGAUUGCAUAGUUAAGGUUACAUGCAGAAAGAAGAGCUCAGCACUACAUCUUCGUUGUUGGUGUCAUGUUGUAAUCUAGCCGUCGUGAACAACUGAACAUGAUAGGCGAUCCUUGGGACGGCGUUAUUGCUCGAUUUGGCCUCUAUUGUUGAGCCACCUCGUGAAUUUCAGGUACUGUUGAGCUAUUGUGGAUUUGAGAUACGAGUAGGUAAAAGUUUGUGUUAAUCCAGAGGAAAUACUGGUGAAGUUUGAAGAUUAGUACGUAGCAGUUGAACUCUGUAGAGAUUGGUAUGAGCCUAACGAGGCUUGAUGAUGCAAGAACAUACGAGUUCGUUGGCCCUGCA
This is a messenger RNA of Setaria italica (foxtail millet), 1738 nucleotides long. RefSeq names its product actin-related protein 2. The transcript is spliced from 15 exons. Gene Ontology annotation, biological process: Arp2/3 complex-mediated actin nucleation. Gene Ontology annotation, cellular component: actin cortical patch; Arp2/3 protein complex. NCBI's taxonomy places the organism in Eukaryota, Viridiplantae, Streptophyta, Magnoliopsida, Poales, Poaceae. Bases 118 to 1287 code for a protein of 389 amino acids. The record is from RefSeq and is a predicted model, not a curated record. Gene Ontology annotation, molecular function: actin filament binding.